UUGUAAACAGGGCAGAUAGGAGCAGCCAGAUCUCAGAUCUCAUCUCUCACAGCUACAAGUUUACUUCACAACGUGCUGCAUACAGUAAAAUGUUGGAAAGGUUUAUUGUUGGUGGAGAUUAGGAUCAGAAUCAGUCAUGCGGCUCCUCGGUUCGGUUCAGCAGAAAAUCCCAUGUGUUUUUCUUACUGAGGUGAAACAAGAAGCUUCUAGAAAACGCGAGCAUCAGCAAUUUCAGGUCGUGGCUACAGACACUAUGAAUCCUGUAACUGUUGAGUCAGAUGUUCAUUGUGCUCUCGCCACUGAGAAGCUGGAUGGCACAUGUUGCUAUGUUACUACAUACAGAGGUGAACCCCAUCUCUGGGCUCGCCUGGACCGGAAACCCACCAAGCAAGCAGACAAGAAGUUUAAAAAAUAUCAAUUCUCUCAGAAGACCUGUAAAGGUUUCACAUGGAACCUAGAAGAUUUUCGAGAUGUACCUGACACAUGGAUUCCUGCAGGUGGAGUUCAGCAUGAGGACGGCCAUCCGGUACCUGACGAACAUGGACACAUCCCUGGGUGGGUUCCAGUUGACAACUCUAACAAGCAAUACUGCUGGCACGCCUCGGUGGUUGACCAUGAUGCUGCAGCAGCUCUCGUUUUAAGGCCACACAAAGAGGAUGAAACUUUGUUAGAAAUUGCUAGUGUUCCUCUGGCAGAACUCAUCGAGCAGACCCUGGAACUCAUUGGGACCAACGUGAAUGGAAACCCAUAUGGCUUGGGCAGCAAGAAGCAUCCGCUGCAUGUUCUGGUGCCUCAUGGCAUUUUGCACAUCAGAAAUGCUCCUCCAGUGGAGUACAAGCAGCUGUACUCCUGGUUUCAAGAAAGCCAUGAGGGCAAAGUGGAAGGAAUAGUGUGGCACUGUAGCAAUGGCAUGCUUAUAAAGCUUCACCGGCACCACUUGGGUCUGAAAUGGCCUGACGGCGACGCCUUCCUGAACUCUCGACCUGUGGUGAUCCACAUGGACCGGCAAACGUGUGAUCCGGACGGUUCAUCCGACUCACAAAAGAACUUGUUCAGCUUUCUGUCCAGCCUGAACGGACGGCAGUUCAGCUCAAUAAGAGACGUUCAGUUUGAAGUCUGAUUGGUUAAAGAUGGGACAGAAAGACAAACAUUCCUACAUACUAUUAACUUCCUGUUUACAAUGCAAAAUAUAUUAUCCUAGUAAGAUGAGGUACAUUAAACCUGAAACUGUGGAAUAA
Messenger RNA from Trichomycterus rosablanca, 1238 nucleotides. It is a transcript of the gene rlig1, whose product is annotated as RNA 5'-phosphate and 3'-OH ligase 1. The record is from RefSeq and is a predicted model, not a curated record. Gene Ontology annotation, biological process: response to reactive oxygen species. Gene Ontology annotation, molecular function: RNA ligase (ATP) activity. NCBI's taxonomy places the organism in Eukaryota, Metazoa, Chordata, Actinopteri, Siluriformes, Trichomycteridae. The transcript has 7 exons. The coding region runs from base 137 to 1120 and encodes 327 amino acids.